GUGUGUGGACCGCGAGGAUCGAUCCGUCGGCUCAUCCCGGACUGUGACUGACACAUGCAAUCUCAUUUCUGGAAUACCUGUCUUACCUGGUUCAAGUGAGAAUUACUGCUGGUGUUUCCCUGGAUGUUUAUUGACAAGUCGGGAUAUAUCGGCUAUCGUGUGUCGUCCGCCAGUCAGGCAUGUAGACAAGGAGUCGAGCUAAGAGUCUCAUUUGUUUGUUUCACGGGAGUAUUUGAGUUUAGUGAAGAAUGUUCGGGAGGAAAAAACACAGUGCUACGAUCACAGAGAAGGACCCUAUGUUCGAGGCGAGGUAUCUGGGAAAUGUGGAAACGUUCACAGCAAACGGGAAAGGAUGUGCCAUAAUACCGGUUCAGAAACUCUGGGAUAACUCACCGUCGGAGCGCCAUCUGAAGAAAGUGUUAAUGGUGAUAAGUGCGUCUGGGAUUGUACUGAAGGACCACAAGAAGGAGGAAGGUAAGAAGUUUGGUAUUGAGAACAUCACGUUCUGCAACGCCGACAAGAUAGCGGAGGAGCGGGUGUUCUGCUGGAUCUGGAAAGUACCGGGGGUGCGCCGCCUGGAGUGUCAUGCCGUGCUGUGUGGCAGCCGCGAGACAGCCCGGGCCAUGGCUCUCGUGUUGUCCCGAGCCUUCCAUGUCGCUUAUAGAGACUGGAGAGCAAACAGGGGCAGGCAAAUGCGCCAGCAGCACACGCAACUUCAAGAGAAACGUGGCGAGAAGGGGUCAGAGGAGGCCCCCGGGGGGAUGAACGGUCUGCUCCCAGGGUGUGUCGAAGGGAAGAGUGGAGUGGCGACAAGGCGCGGGUCCACCACCAGCAGUUGUUCCGGGUUUGAAUCCAGUGAGAUUCUGGAUCCAGAGGAUGAGGAAUGGAUGCGGGCGGACGAGCGCGUGCAAGCAAUAGUACGUGGGGAGAGGGACAGCGGGUUGGGCUCCGACUGACCCCAGGAUCAGACACACCAGGAUCAGACACACCAGGAUCAGACAACCCAGGAUCAGCCAACCAGGAUCAGACACACCAGGAUCAGACACACCAGGAUCAGACACACCAGGAUCAGACACACCAGGAUCAGACAACCCAGGAUCAGACAACCCAGGAUCAGACACACCAGGAUCAGACACACCAGGAUCAGACACACCAGGAUCAGCCAACCAGGAUCAGACACACCAGGAUCAGACACACCUGUAUUGUAGAUGUUCAAUAUAUUCCAGACGGCUUCUGUUGUUUCAAAAAGGGAAGAUUUCCCCCCAAACACUAAUGCAUAUAACAAAGGACCGCGCACACUGGCAGAAGCCCAAAUUGUGUGUGCUGGUCAGACAGAACGUAUGCAGUGAAUCCCGACUUGAUGCGGAAACACGCGGAGCAACGACUCUAAACGGAUUCCGUGUCCUGUCUGUCUCGUUACGGGAUGUUGGCACCUGGUGGCGAGGAGGAAUCUACACUCGUUCCCUAUGCGGACAAUGAUAGUUUAUGUAUACCUGCAAUAUGUUAUUUAUCAGAUAUAUAUAUAUAUCGUGUAUGACAUCUAGAGUGGAGGUAUGGUGUGUAUGACAUAGUUAUAUAUCCUACGUCUAUGCAGUAUGUGGUUGCCAACACCAGCACAAGUAUGUUUAUUAAUGUAUAUAUAUUUACUGCGUACAUGACGUAUGAAUGAUGAUUAUAUCUGACGAUUAACUUGUAUCAUAACUGUAUAUUUUGUAAAUCACGUG
Messenger RNA from Haliotis rufescens (red abalone), 1724 nucleotides. Its product is annotated as protein FAM43A-like. NCBI's taxonomy places the organism in Eukaryota, Metazoa, Mollusca, Gastropoda, Lepetellida, Haliotidae. Bases 249 to 956 code for a protein of 235 amino acids. The transcript is spliced from 2 exons. The record is from RefSeq and is a predicted model, not a curated record.